CCGCGGCCCGGGGCCCCCUCCCCGCCCCGCCCCGCUCCCCGCCCCCCGCGGCCCGCGGCCCGCGGCCGGCCGGAGGAAGUCGCUGCAGGUGGUUGAGCAAACGGCGUUUCCUCGCGGAGCUCGCCCCCUCGGCCGGUCCUCCCUCCCCGAGGCCCCCGCCAUGGUCGGCCGCCUCAGCCUGCAGGAUGUCCCCGAGCUCCUGGACAUGAAGAAGAAGGGGGACGGGAUCCUGGACAGCCCCGACUCGGGGCUGCCCCCCAGCCCCAGCCCCAGCCACUGGCUGCUGGCCCCGGGCGGCGGCGGCGGCGGCGCGGGCGCGGAGCGGGGGCUGGCCCCGGGGCUGCUGGAGGCCGACGCGGCAGCCCCAGGACCCGCGGCCGCGAAUUCGGUCUUCCUACCCAAUCCCCCAGGGCCUGGCUGUUCUCCAAGGCUCUGCCCCCUGUCUUUUGGUGAAGGAGUCGAGUUUGACCCAUUGCCUCCAAAGGAAAUAAGGUACACCUCCUCGGUGAAGUACGACUCAGAGAAGCACUUCAUUGACAACAUUUACAUGCCGGUGGGGCUGGCGGUCUCCUCCUGCAGCCAGACCGUGGUCUGCAUCCCUGGCUGCACCUGGCGGAACUACAAAGCCGAGCUGCGCUUCGAGCCCCGGAACAAGGCCCUGCGGUUCCUGAGCACCACCAUCAUCUACCCCAAGCACACCAAGACCGUGUACACCACCACUCUGGAUUACAACUGCCGCAAGUCCGUGAGGCGCUUUCUGUCCAGCGUGGAGCUCGAGGCCUCCGAGUGUCCGGCGAGCGACUACCUCUUGGACGAAUGCUGACGGAGACGCGGGGGGCGACGGGAUGCAGGGCGCUCCUCCGAGGGGCUGCUCGUGCUUCGAUCUUUCUAAGUGAAAAUGGGCCUUUAUUCCCCAAUCGUUUUCAACUCUGAAGCAGCCUUCUCUAUCAUUCUAGCUUUGUGUGUCCAGCCUUGGCAAAGGAGAGGGAAAAAACCCCGCCUCUGGCGUCUUUGGUUACUAUGGGAAUUGGAUUUUAGCUUUUCUUUCUAAAAGCAUUUCUUUUUCUUGGCUCGUGGUUGCAUAUCCCCCAAAGUAUCGAUUGAAUAACAAAUAAAGGAAAGAUCCAAGUAAAAGGAAAAGUGGGAAAAAAAACCCAUUAAAAUCAAAAACAUGGUUCCUCCUGGAGAGGGAGGGCCAAGCUUGUCUGUGGUGGAGUGUGGAAAAAGGCUUCUGAGUGGAAAGAUUGAGCUUCCCACUUGAAGCAACUUCUGUUGGAAGUCAUGGUACUUGCUGCCUGUUAUCCCACUCCUAUGGGCUCAGUCUGUGUAAACUGAGGUCCUCGGGUUAUUUCUGUUUCCAUCCGAAUGCAGACCUUGUCCUUCCUAUUUGCACCAGUGGUUGAAGACUCCCAGAAGCCUGUGCUCAGGUGAUGUUUCCACCAUGGCUGUCUUAUGAGUGUUGCUGAAAUUUAGUUCACUGAUCUGAAGAGAAGCCCAAAAGAUUUCGGUUACCAUUUCGCUAGUCAUGAGGAAAGCCUCUUGUCUUCUUCCCCGCGGGCCCUGGCAACCUGCCUUGCAUCUCUGGAAUCCCGCUAAGGCCGCCGCAGAUUUGUGGAACUCUUCUGCUGUGUACACUGGGGUUUCCAAAUACUUUCCUAGGCUCCAUAAGGCAAAAUAUAGGAUGGCACAUAUUUGAGCGGACUGUCAUUUUUAAGGCUGCUUUGAUGGAAUGCUUUUAAGAUUUCUCAAGAUUGUUGCCUUUUGACUCAUAACUGGAAAUGAAUGGCUCGGGUUGUGUCUGGAUGCUAUUUAAGAGGGAGACAUCUCUAUUCCCUAGGUUCUCUGGGACCUUAUGCUGGUGUCUUUAUCCAAGCUUCACAUGGGUUCUGUCCAAAAGAAAUUACAUUCAGAGCAGAAUCCCUGCUGCCCGAAGGGCGAUCAAUGUCUGGAUUGCAAGGGGCAGAAGAAAAAAAAAUACCUUUGGGGUCAGAUUUCAUUUCUAAUCAGAGGAGAGUCAUAAUCCAAACAUCCAACUUUGUUACUAUAGCACAAGGUUUUGAUUUUUGCUAAAGGGUCAAAGGAUCCUGGAUUCUCAGAAUCACUUGAGAUGGUCCCUCAAAAGAGCUUUGUUAGUUCAGUAAAAUCAGCCAUGGGAAGAUGAGAGCAUCUAUGUGAGGGUCACUCAUGCAGACAGAGUCCAGGCAGACAAGCCAUCUCUUUUCUUAGGUCUCUGGGCUCCUUCUGAAACCCUGAAAGCUUGACUCCCUCCCAGCAUUCCCCCUCAGUAUGAGCCCCCACUAAUUUUGGUGUCUGUUGCCUGCCAAACCCCCAUUUCAUGUUAGACAAGGCAGAGGUGGGAGGUGGAAGGAAGUGGGCAAGUUAUUGUACACAAACUUGUAUCAGAGCAUUGAAUUACAACGUAGAAGGGUCUUGAGCGAUCCGAGGGGGACGAGAAUACAUGUGUGGGCCUUCUUCGCUGGCUUAGGAGCUCCCCCAGCCAAGGUGGCCUCUCUGAAGCCCAAGCUUUUUAAUUUAAGAGAAUUUGGGCAGAAUCUAAGAGAAUCCAGGGGUUCAGGUAAGCAGCUCAGGUAGGCCUUUUGAGAAAAAGGAAGUGGGUCGGUGGUUUUUCUUGUUUUCCUGUCAGAAGGAACAAAACACAGAUAUACACUUUGAGUAUGUUCUAAUUCGGGCUCUGUCACUGCUGAGCUGUGGAACUAUGGGCAAGCCAUUCGAGUUCUGGGGGGCUCAGUUUUCUCCUCUUUAAAAGUAGGUUGAAGUUGAUGAUUUCCAACUCUGAGAUUUGGUGAGCCUCUUCUAAGGGGCAUAGACUAUUGUAAAUGGCAAAUAGGCCGUGCCUCUUUUCUGAGUAACUCGCAGGGUCAUCGAAAUGAUUGAUGUUCAGAGAGCCAAUCACCAUAUCGAGUCAUUUCUGUUCCCCUUCAUCAGGGGCAUGCUGGUCAACUUUUCACAGCCAGCUCUCUAGGGGCUGCACACUUUUAAAUUUCGUCUUAAGUCUAGAUAAUCAACAAAACAGUAAGUUAAGCCAUGAUUGGUAACUUUUGCUGGUUUCCAAGGUAUAAAUGCUCAUGCUGCAAAUUUCACAAUGAACCAGUUAGAACUGGCUCCAGCAGAGUCCUUUAUGAGAACAUAAUGAAGUUGCAGAGAUAAUCAUGCUGUAGAGACUGUGGUGCCUUCAGAGCUGAACUGCCCAUCGCUGAUUUUAAAAUGAAAAUAUAAAUGAUUUUGCUUUUCUAAAUAUAUUUUAGACACUGCCACAUAGAGAGCUCAUGCCAAUUAACUAAUUUUGCCUUAAAUAAUGUGAUGUUGAACAGGGCUACAGGAAGCUGGGGGGCUUUUGGACUCUAGAGUUCACUCUAGAACCAAUCAGUGAAGCUUGACUUCGAUGUUCAUUGAAAGAAAGAAUUCAAAUAUGGGAAUUAACAGGAAGAUCUCAGCUUUAUAAUAUGGAAAAAACAGUGGGGGGGGGGGGGCUGCAAUGUCAUCG
This is a messenger RNA of Sarcophilus harrisii (Tasmanian devil), 3505 nucleotides long. RefSeq names its product refilin B (gene RFLNB). The coding region runs from base 161 to 823 and encodes 220 amino acids. The transcript has 3 exons. Gene Ontology annotation, molecular function: filamin binding. NCBI's taxonomy places the organism in Eukaryota, Metazoa, Chordata, Mammalia, Dasyuromorphia, Dasyuridae. Gene Ontology annotation, biological process: actin filament bundle organization; skeletal system morphogenesis; negative regulation of chondrocyte development. The record is from RefSeq and is a predicted model, not a curated record. Gene Ontology annotation, cellular component: actin filament bundle.